AUGCCCCAACCCCACCACUACUGGUGCACUAUUUGCAGCCAAUCCUUCCGUUGUCGCCGCGGCUUCACCUCCCACAACUCACGUCGACACAAGCGAUCUAAGACUGGGCUACCGAGGUCGACAUUCCGAUAUCAUCCUCAUCUGAAUGGUCGACCUUGCGAUUCGGAAGGUAUCUUCCUUCCUCCUGGUGCACCCCCUCCAGAACGAGAGCCAAUCGACUCAUACGCGCCGUUCGAGAACCGUCCAGCCUUCCAAUUCGCCGAACUCCUCUUCAAAAAGAUGCAGGCAUCGCAAGGUGACGUCAACGAACUACUAAGGAAUAUCGCGGCAUACAACGCCAUGCAAGGCGGUGGUGAUCCGCCGUUUGAGGACACAGAAGAUCUCUACAAGACUAUUGAUGCGAUUCCGUAUGGCAACGCGCCGUGGGAGUCAUUCACAGUUCGCUACACUGGGCCUGUGGACGAGGACUCACCGUCGUGGAAGCGCACUGACUACGUCGUUCACUGCUGCAAUGCCCGACAAGUUGCUCGGAACAUGAUCGGCAACGAGGACUUCAAUGGCCGGUUCGAUACGACUCCUUAUCAGGAGUACAGCGCCCCUAAUACCACACGCUUCUCGAACUCAAUGUCGGGGCAAUGGGCGUAUAGACAAGCAAUUGCGGAGGAUCCAGAGAGCCAUGGAUCGAUGUUGUCCCCGAUGAUCCUCGGCGCUGACAAGACGACUGUAUCUGUCGGAACUGGCAAUUCGGAGUUCCAUCCAUUAUACAUGUCAGUGGGCAAUGUCCACAACUCGGUCAGACGUGCACACAAGGAUGCAAUUAUCCCGAUCGCUUUCUUGGCGAUACCGAAAGCUGCACGAGGCGAAGCCGAGACUGAUGAGUUCCGAACGUUCCGCAAACAGCUGUACCACGCGUCAAUAGCGCACAUCAUGUCGCCACUGCGGCCUUAUAUGGAAACCUACGACGUUGUAUGCUGCCCCGACGGUCACUUCCGACGAGUGAUAUAUCAACUCGGGCCGUUCAUUGCAGAUUAUCCCGAGCAAGUCGUCCUAUCAGGGAUAGUGACUGGGUGGUGCCCGAAGUGUCUCCUUCCUCCCGAAGAUCUAUACAAAGGUGGAGGAGACCCACGCUGUCGUGAUCACACCGAAGAGGUCAUCAAUACAUUCGAUGCUGACGAAGUCUGGAUCGCAUGGGGAAUCGACGCGAACAUCAUACCGUUCACGACGUACUUCCCCCGUGCCGACAUCUACGAACUCCUCACCCCUGAUCUCCUCCACCAGCUCAUCAAGGGGACCUUCAAAGACCACCUCGUCGACUGGGUGGAGCAGUAUCUUUACCUCGUGCAUCCCAAAGUCGAAGCUCGUCGAAGAAUGGAUGAUAUAGACCGCAGGAUUGCCGCUGCGCCUCAAUUCCCAGGACUUCGCCGCUUUCCCGAAGGACGUAACUUCAAGCAGUGGACUGGAAACGACUCGAAGGCCUUAAUGAAGGUCUACCUUCCCGCCAUACAAGGUCAUGUGCCGGACGAUAUGGUUCGCUGCUUUGCGGCAUACCUAGACUUCUGUUAUCUGGCUCGACGGUCUGCUCAUGAUGAAGGUUCUCUCGCGGCGAUGCAAGAAGCCUUAGAUCGCUUCCACCGAUAUCGUGUCAUAUUCGAGACUGUUGGCGUACGCCCUGAGGGUUUCUCGCUGCCACGACAACAUGCCCUCGUCCACUACAUUACUGGCAUUCGACUUUUUGGUUUGCCCAACGGUAUAUGCUCGUCGAUCACCGAAUCUAAACACAUCCGUGCGGUCAAGCAGCCAUGGCGACGAUCGAGUAGGAAUAACGCUCUGCUCGAAAUGCUUUGCAUCAACCAACGCCUCGACAAGCUCAGUGCCGCGCGGUCAGUCUUUGCCAACCGGCACAUGCUUGACGGCGACGUCCUCGCGGACGCGAUGAACGUGGCUUUCGUAACCGAAGAUCAGUUCGCUCUUGACAACAUUGACGAGCCGGAGGAAGAAGCGAUGGACCUUGCCGCCGAGUACAAACAGCCAGACCUUCUCGUUUUGCUCCGCCGCUUUCUCUUCGACCAACUGUAUGCCACAGACGAAAUCGACUCAAGCAUGGUGGACCUAUCAGAAUGUCCGCAAUUCCUCGGGAAGAUCGCCGUGUACCGGUCGGCGAAUGCUACGUUCUUCGCGCCAAGCGAACUCUCUGGUGAUCGCGGCAUGCACCGGGAGCUCAUUCGGUGCAACCCUUCUUGGCGCGGCAACCCGCGUUACGAUACAGUCCUCAUUGGUGUUGACGCGGACGAGCCCGGCAUGAAUGGGAUGGCUGUCGGUCGGGUCAUGGGGCUGAUGGCGGUCACAUACAGUGGUAUACGCUAUCCGUGCGCACUGAUUGAUUGGUUCGACGUCUUAGAGGAUCCAAGCGAUGUGACUGGCAUGUACGUCGUUCAGCCCGAGCUCGAUGAUGAUGAACAGCAGGUAUCGUCUAUUGUACAUUUAGAUAGUCUAUUUCGUGCUGUUCACCUGAUGCCACUGUAUGGAGAUGCUUCGAUACCAGUCGACUUUCAUUUCUCGUAUAGCCUAGAUGCAUUUGAAUCAUUCUAUGUAAAUAAGUACAGUGACUAUCAUUCACACGAAACUAUAUUUUAG
This is a messenger RNA of Fomitopsis serialis, 2634 nucleotides long. RefSeq lists its product as uncharacterized. The record is from RefSeq and is a predicted model, not a curated record. The transcript is spliced from 9 exons. NCBI's taxonomy places the organism in Eukaryota, Fungi, Basidiomycota, Agaricomycetes, Polyporales, Fomitopsidaceae. Bases 1 to 2634 code for a protein of 877 amino acids.